AUGAACACUGAUGCAGUUACGGAUGGAGUGAGGAAAAGAGUGGUUAAGAAUGAGUCUGGGGGAGAUGGGGAUACUGGGGAUAGGCCCAGCAGUGUUCCUAGUGCUGAUGAUGUUGAGUAUGAGCGGAAAAAGAUGUGUUAUUGCUCCACCAAUAUACCCAUGAAACGCAGAAUGCAGACUUUAAUGGUAAUAUGGUAUACCGGAUCCAUUGUAUUUAUGACUAUUCUGUCGCUAUUUGCGAUUGUAAAUCCAUGUCUAUGGUGGUUUGUCUUACCUUAUGGUUUAUACUACUGUGUUGAUAGGACUCCUUCUAACGGAAACGCUGUGAAACGGUAUUCUCCAUGGUUUAGAGGGUUGGGUAUAUGGUGGUACUUACGGGACUACUUCCCGGUGAAACUAUAUCAGACUGCUAAAUUAGAACCUACUUUUACGUCGAUUGAUGCUAAAGAAUUAGAAACUGAAGCACGCGAACCUGGAUAUCUUGACAGCAGUGAAUUUGUUUCGCCCAGUAAAUGGUGGAGCCCCUUUAAAGACAAAGCGGAGACAGUAAAGGCUACUGGCCCAAGAUAUAUUUUCGGGUAUCACCCUCACGGUGUGGCAGCAUUCGGGGCAUUCUCUGCAUUUGCAACUGAGGCAUGUGGCUGGGGAGAAAAGUUUCCAGGUAUAAAUAACUGUUUACUGACACUUGUGAACCAAUUUCAGAUUCCAGUUUAUCGUGACUACCUUUUAGCUCUCGGUAUUACUUCUGUUGCCCGAAAAAAUGCUAUGAAAAUAUUGGACAACAAUUACUCAAUCACAAUUGUCAUUGGUGGAGCUAGUGAAGCAGCAAUCAGCCAGAUUGGAUCUACAGAUAUUAUUUUGAACAAACGGAAAGGUUUUGUGAAAUUAGCUCUUCAAGCUGGAAAUGUUAGUUUAGUACCCGUUUAUGGAUUUGGUGAAACAAGCUGCUACAAGAUAAUACAGCUGAACCCCGAAUCAAAACUACGAAGAUUCCAAACUUGGGUGAAAUCCACAUUCGGAUUCACUAUCCCAGUUUUCUUCGCCCGUGGUAUUUUCAAUUAUGACUUUGGCCUAUUACCUUAUAGGCAUCCAAUUAAUGUAGUAGUUGGAAAGCCAAUACAUAUCAAGGAGAAGAUCGAGCAUCCUACAAUUGAACAGAUCGACCAUUAUCACAAGCAGUACAUUGCUGAACUACAGCGCUUGUUUGAUGAGUAUAAAGGAAAGUUCGGCUAUGGAGAUAAAACUUUAAAUAUUGUUGAGUAA
Messenger RNA from Kluyveromyces marxianus DMKU3-1042, 1263 nucleotides. RefSeq names its product diacylglycerol O-acyltransferase (gene DGA1). The transcript has a single exon. Gene Ontology annotation, biological process: triglyceride biosynthetic process. The record is from RefSeq and is a predicted model, not a curated record. The coding region runs from base 1 to 1263 and encodes 420 amino acids. Gene Ontology annotation, cellular component: endoplasmic reticulum membrane. NCBI's taxonomy places the organism in Eukaryota, Fungi, Ascomycota, Saccharomycetes, Saccharomycetales, Saccharomycetaceae. Gene Ontology annotation, molecular function: diacylglycerol O-acyltransferase activity.